CAGAGCCUCACGAGAAAGCUAAAAAGAAAACUCCCAUUCCUCACCCUUACCCCAACCUUUUGUUUUUAGGGAUUCUGGAAAUCUCAAUCAACGGUUUUCACUUUCUGUCCCAAAAUCAAAUCUCUAUCUUCAUUCAUUUCAUCGUUCCACGAGAUUUGACUUCACCUUUUAGUACCCUUUUCUGUACUUGCUCUUGGAAACAAACAUGGGUGCUAUCAGUCUUGAAGAGAUCAAGAACGAGACUGUUGAUCUGGAGAAAAUCCCAAUAGAGGAAGUGUUUGAACAGUUGAAAUGUAGCCGAGAAGGACUGAGUUCGGAGGAGGGAGCCAGCAGGCUUCAAAUUUUUGGACCCAACAAAUUAGAAGAGAAGAAGGAAAGCAAAUUUUUAAAGUUUUUGGGGUUUAUGUGGAAUCCGCUGUCAUGGGUGAUGGAAGCUGCAGCAAUCAUGGCCAUUGCUUUGGCUAAUGGUGAUGGGAAGCCCCCAGAUUGGCAAGACUUUGUUGGUAUUGUUUGUUUGUUGGUAAUUAACUCUACCAUCAGUUUCAUUGAAGAAAACAAUGCUGGCAAUGCUGCUGCUGCUCUUAUGGCUGGUCUUGCCCCAAAAACCAAGGUGCUUAGGGAUGGCAAAUGGACUGAACAAGAAGCAGCAAUUCUGGUUCCUGGAGACAUCAUUACUAUUAAACUGGGAGAUAUUGUCCCUGCUGAUGCCCGUCUUCUUGAAGGUGAUCCCUUGAAGAUUGAUCAAUCUGCCCUUACAGGUGAAUCACUUCCUGUGACCAAGAACCCUGGGGAUGAAGUCUUCUCCGGUUCGACUUGCAAACAAGGUGAAAUUGAGGCUGUUGUUAUUGCUACCGGUGUUCACACCUUCUUUGGUAAGGCUGCACAUCUUGUGGACAGCACCAACAAUGUAGGACACUUCCAAAUGGUGCUCACUGCCAUCGGAAACUUUUGUAUUUGUUCCAUUGCCAUCGGUAUGCUGGUCGAGAUCAUAGUCAUGUACCCCAUUCAACAUCGCAAGUACCGGGAUGGAAUUGACAAUCUCUUGGUUCUCUUGAUUGGUGGUAUUCCCAUUGCUAUGCCCACUGUUUUGUCCGUGACCAUGGCAAUUGGGUCUCACAGGCUGUCUCAGCAGGGUGCCAUUACCAAGCGAAUGACUGCCAUUGAAGAAAUGGCCGGUAUGGAUGUUCUUUGUAGUGAUAAGACGGGAACAUUGACACUUAACAAGCUGAGUGUUGAUAGAAACUUGAUUGAGGUGUUUGCAAAGGAUGUCGAUAAGGAGCGUGUCCUGCUCGCAGCAAGAGCCUCUAGAACUGAAAAUCAAGAUGCCAUUGAUGCUGCCAUUGUUGGAAUGCUUGCUGAUCCAAAGGAGGCAAGAGCUGGUAUUAGAGAGGUGCACUUCUUGCCUUUCAAUCCUGUAGACAAGAGAACUGCUUUGACUUACAUAGAUUCAAACGGUAACUGGCACCGAGCAAGCAAAGGUGCUCCUGAACAGAUCUUAACCCUUUGCAAUGCAAAAGAAGAUGUUAAGAAGAAGGUUCAUUCUAUCAUAGAUAAGUUUGCAGAUCGUGGACUUCGGUCAUUAGGUGUUGCAAGACAGCAAGUGCCAGAAAACAAAGAAGGUGCUGGUACUCCUUGGCAAUUUGUUGGUUUGUUGCCUCUGUUUGAUCCACCAAGGCAUGACAGUGCAGAGACCAUCCGCAGAGCUCUUAAUCUUGGUGUUAAUGUCAAGAUGAUAACGGGUGAUCAACUUGCCAUUGCAAAGGAGACCGGCCGACGACUUGGAAUGGGAACAAACAUGUAUCCAUCUGCUUCUUUGCUUGGUCAAGACAAGGAUGCAAACAUAGCUGCCCUCCCCGUGGAAGUGAUUGAGAAGGCAGACGGGUUUGCUGGCGUCUUUCCAGAGCACAAAUACGAAAUUGUGAAGAAGUUGCAGGAGAGGAAGCACAUUUGUGGAAUGACUGGAGAUGGUGUUAACGAUGCUCCUGCUUUGAAGAAGGCUGAUAUUGGUAUCGCUGUGGCCGAUGCUACUGAUGCCGCACGAAGUGCUUCAGACAUUGUUCUUACAGAACCUGGACUAAGCGUUAUUAUCAGUGCAGUGUUAACUAGCAGAGCUAUUUUCCAGAGGAUGAAGAACUACACUAUCUAUGCAGUCUCCAUCACUAUCCGUAUUGUGUUUGGAUUUAUGUUUAUUGCACUCAUCUGGAAGUUCGAUUUUUCACCAUUCAUGGUUUUGAUCAUUGCCAUUCUAAAUGAUGGAACUAUCAUGACAAUCUCAAAGGACAGAGUAAAGCCGUCUCCCUUGCCUGAUAGCUGGAAACUGAAAGAAAUUUUUGCCACUGGAAUUGUGCUUGGAGGCUACUUGGCAUUGAUGACUGUCGUUUUCUUCUGGGUUAUGCAUGAUACAGACUUCUUCUCGGACAAAUUUGGUGUAAGGUCUCUAAGGGACAGGGAUGAUCAAAUGAUGGGUGCUUUAUAUUUACAAGUGAGCAUUGUGAGCCAGGCUCUAAUUUUUGUGACUAGAUCACGCAGUUGGUCGUAUGUCGAGCGCCCUGGAUUGCUGCUGGUCACUGCCUUCAUUAUUGCACAAUUGGUUGCUACAUUGAUUGCUGUAUAUGCAAACUGGGGAUUUGCAAGGAUUCAAGGAAUAGGAUGGGGAUGGGCUGGUGUCAUAUGGCUUUACAGUAUUGUUUUCUACAUCCCACUUGAUCUAAUGAAGUUUGCGAUUCGUUACAUCUUAAGUGGAAAAGCUUGGCUCAAUUUGCUGGAAAACAAGACCGCAUUCACAACCAAGAAAGAUUAUGGAAAGGAAGAGAGGGAAGCUCAAUGGGCACUUGCUCAAAGGACACUACAUGGGCUUCAACCACCAGAAGCUACAAACAUUUUUCAUGACAAGAACAGCUAUAGGGAGUUGUCCGAGAUUGCAGAGCAGGCCAAGAGGCGAGCCGAGGUUGCAAGGCUUCGUGAGCUUCACACCCUAAAAGGACAUGUGGAGUCGGUGGUGAAGCUGAAGGGGCUGGACAUUGAUACAAUCCAGCAGCAUUACACAGUUUAG
Molecule: messenger RNA, 3052 nt
Organism: Hibiscus syriacus
Lineage: Eukaryota; Viridiplantae; Streptophyta; Magnoliopsida; Malvales; Malvaceae
Product: plasma membrane ATPase 4-like
Biological process (GO): regulation of intracellular pH; proton export across plasma membrane
Cellular component (GO): plasma membrane
Molecular function (GO): ATP binding; ATP hydrolysis activity; P-type proton-exporting transporter activity
Source: RefSeq, a predicted model, not a curated record